Molecule: messenger RNA, 6670 nt
Organism: Camelus dromedarius (Arabian camel)
Lineage: Eukaryota; Metazoa; Chordata; Mammalia; Artiodactyla; Camelidae
Gene: CDH4
Product: cadherin 4
Exons: 16
Coding region: 52-2793 (913 amino acids)
Biological process (GO): cell-cell adhesion mediated by cadherin; homophilic cell-cell adhesion; cell morphogenesis
Cellular component (GO): adherens junction; plasma membrane; catenin complex
Molecular function (GO): calcium ion binding; cadherin binding
Source: RefSeq, a predicted model, not a curated record
CUCCGGGCGCCGGGCACCGGGCAGGCGCCGGGGCGCGGCGCGGCGGGGAAAAUGACCCGGGGCUCCGGCGUGCUCCUCGUCCUGCUCUCGCUCUCCAGCGCGCUCCGGGCCCACAAUGGGGAUCUUACAGCCAGGGAGACCUGCAAGGCGGGAUUCUCUGAAGAAGAUUACACGGCGUUAAUCUCCCAGAAUAUUCUGGAAGGAGAGAAGGUCCUCAAAGUCACGUUCAGCAGCUGUCUGGGCACCCAGGGGACGCAGUAUGAGACCAACAAUGUGGACUUCAAAGUCGGGGCCGACGGGACGGUCUUCGCCGCCAGGGAGCUGUGGAUCCCCUCGGAGCAGGUGGCGUUCACUGUGACCGCGCGGGACCGCCGGACGGCCAAGCGAUGGGACGCGGUGGUGCGGCUGCUGGUGGCCCAGACGGCACACUCGGGACACAAGCAGACAGGGAAGAAGAGCGCGGCUCUGGACCCCUCCCCGCCUCCGAGCGACACGCUGAUGCCGUGGCCCCAGCUCCCGAGCGCCAGCGGGCUGAGGCGGCAGAAACGAGACUGGGUCAUCCCCCCUAUCAACGUGCCGGAGAACUCCCGCGGGCCCUUCCCUCAGCAGCUGGUCCGGAUCCGCUCGGACAAAGACAAUGACAUCCCCAUCCGCUACAGCGUCACCGGCGUGGGCGCCGACCAGCCCCCCAUGGAGGUCUUCAGCAUCGACUCCAUGUCUGGCCGGAUGUACGUCACGCGGCCCAUGGACCGGGAGGAGCGCGCCUCCUACCACCUCCGCGCCCACGCUGUGGACAUGAACGGCAACAAGGUGGAGAACCCCAUCGACCUGUACAUCUACGUCAUCGACAUGAACGACAACCGCCCCGAGUUCAUCAACCAGGUCUACAACGGCUCCGUGGACGAGGGCUCCAAGCCAGGCACCUACGUGAUGACCGUCACGGCCAACGACGCGGACGACAGCACCACGGCCAACGGGAUGGUGCGGUACCGGAUCGUGACCCAGACCCCCCAGAGCCCAUCCCAGAACAUGUUCACCAUCAACAGUGAGACCGGGGACAUCGUGACGGUGGCGGCUGGCCUGGACCGAGAGAAAGUUCAGCAGUACACGGUCAUUGUUCAGGCCACAGACAUGGAAGGAAACCUUAACUACGGCCUCUCCAACACAGCCACCGCCAUCAUCACCGUGACAGACGUGAACGACAACCCGCCGGAGUUCACGGCGAGCACGUAUGCAGGGGAAGUCCCCGAAAACCGGGUGGAGACGGUGGUUGCCAACCUCACCGUGAUGGACCGAGAUCAGCCCCACUCCCCAAACUGGAAUGCUGUCUACCGCAUCAUCAGCGGGGACCCCUCGGGCCACUUCAGCAUCCGCACAGACCCCGUCACCAACGAAGGCAUGGUCACCGUGGUGAAGGCUGUCGACUACGAGCUGAACAGAGCAUUCAUGCUGACCGUGAUGGUGUCCAACCAGGCGCCCCUGGCCAGCGGCAUCCAGAUGUCCUUCCAGUCCACGGCGGGGGUGACCAUCUCCGUUGUGGACAUCAACGAGGCCCCCUACUUCCCCUCCAACCACAAGCUGGUCCGCCUGGAGGAGGGUGUGCCCACCGGCACCGUGCUGACCACGUUCUCCGCGGUGGACCCGGACCGGUUCAUGCAGCAGGCCGUGAGAUACUCAAAGCUGUCGGACCCAGCAAACUGGCUACACAUCAAUGCCACCAACGGCCAGAUCAGCACGGCGGCCGUCCUCGACCGCGAGUCUCUCUACAUCAGGAACAACGUCUACGAGGCCACGUUCCUGGCAGCAGACAACGGGGUCCCCCCGGCCAGUGGCACCGGGACCCUCCAGAUUUAUCUCAUCGACACCAAUGACAACGCCCCUGAGCUGCUGCCCAAGGAGGCGCAGAUCUGCGAGAAGCCCGGCCUGAACGCCAUCAACAUCACCGCGGCCGAUGCCGACGUCGACCCCAACGUCGGCCCCUACGUCUUCGAGCUGCCCUUCGUCCCGGCCAGCGUGCGGAAGAACUGGACCAUCACCCGCUUAAACGGUGACUACGCCCAGCUCAGCCUGCGCAUCCUGUACCUGGAGGCGGGGGUGUAUGACGUACCCGUCAUCGUCACAGACUCCGGGAACCCGCCCCUGUCCAACUCGUCCAUCAUCAAAGUCAAGGUGUGCCCGUGUGACGACAACGGCGACUGCACCACCGUGGGCGCCGUGGCGGCGGCCGGCCUGGGCACCGGGGCCAUCGUGGCCAUCCUCAUCUGCAUCGUCAUCCUGCUGACCAUGGUCCUGCUGUUCGUCAUGUGGAUGAAGCGGCGGGAGAAGGAGCGCCACACGAAGCAGCUGCUCAUCGACCCCGAGGACGACGUGCGGGACAACAUCCUCAAGUACGACGAGGAGGGGGGCGGCGAGGAGGACCAGGACUACGACCUCAGCCAGCUGCAGCAGCCGGAGGCCAUGGAGCACGCGCUGAGCAAGGCCCCCGGGGUGCGGCGGGUGGACGAGCGGCCCGUGGGCGCCGAGCCCCAGUACCCGGUCAGGCCUGUGGUGCCCCACCCGGGGGACAUCGGUGAUUUCAUCAACGAGGGACUUCGAGCGGCCGACAACGACCCCACGGCGCCCCCUUACGACUCCCUGCUGGUCUUCGACUACGAAGGAAGCGGCUCCACCGCGGGCUCCGUCAGCUCCCUGAACUCGUCCAGCUCCGGGGACCAGGACUACGACUACCUGAACGACUGGGGGCCCAGGUUCAAGAAGCUGGCGGACAUGUACGGGGGCGGCGAGGAGGACUAACCGGCCUCACCGCCCCGAUGCGAGAGAGCAGCGCUCGGACGGACGGACGGACGGACGGGAGGAGCAGGCCUGGAGGCGGCGGCUGGCCCUUCCAGCUCCCGCGGCCGGCCACUAAGCGGUGUGCUAGGGGUCCCCCCCCCGCCCCAGCCCCCGACACUGAGCUGCCUGGCAUGAACACUUCCGGCCCCGCGGUCCGCCGCCCAUCCCGGUAGCUGACUGAGCACUACAGGCGAGCGAGAGGCACUCUGUCUUAACUUGAAUUUCUUAGAACAGAAGCACUGUUAAAAAAAAAAAAAAGUGCCUUUUGGUACAUGUAUCAGAUUCCCUCAAACUCAGGAGCGACUGAAAGCAAGAGACAGACCAAGCCCCCGCCGAGUCCUGAGCACCCCCAGCCCCAGCCCAGCCCGGCUCUGAAGGCGCCAGUUAAGGAACUGGGGAGGAUGUGGGGGGUUUCAGUCUAUGAUCAAGAAAAAAAAGUGGGUGACUCACUUGACAAAACUGGCAAAUAGUUUAGGGUCCAAACUCCACCAUCCCUUCUGAGUCCUGGCGCUUUGCUGUACACUGUUGGGGUCUCCUGGGCCUCUCGGGGGUUCCCAAGGCCGGUGGGAGGCGGGAGGCCGGCCUUCGGCUCCCACAGCAGCAAGUCCCCCUGGGGCGGGCCAAGCCCGUGGACCAAAGUCCCACCAUGCGAUUUGGCUACACUGAGUUGUCAGCUGCCCCGGCUCCCAGAUGCUGGAAAUAGCCGGGGCGGGUGGGGUUCCCAGGAGCCAUCCGUGCCUGAUGCGCCCCAUCUUGGCCAUUCCCAGGGCCCCCCAGUCAAUGAUUAGGCCUCCUCCAGGGCCAAAUGUGACCCCAAAUACCACCCAGGUCCCCAGUGGCUUUGGUCCAAGCUAGUAUGGCAUCCCAAGAAACCACAACCAAAACCAGCCAGCACCCCACCAAACCCCGGCAUGAGCCGCCCCCAGACCCGGGCAGACCCCCCAGGGGCCCCACCAGAGGCCCAGCAAACACGCGCCAGGCCAAACCCCUGAAGGCUCUGGACACCUCCGGCCACCCACAGGGCUGUGCGGGCCGCGGAGAGAGCAGAGCCUCACUUGGGCUGCAGGAGGCUGGAAACCAGCAUGACCAGCGGGAGACCCUGGUGGCUCUUGCCGCUGCCCUGCCCCUCUGGAGCGGACUUUCUGACGCUCGUGGAGCUUGCUGACGGGGACGGCAGACAUCUGCUCCGAAUGCCCAGGAGAGCCUGUCGUGGUGGUGCCGUCUGCCCCCCAGGUGUGUCUAGACCGCACCCGCCAGAAACAGUCCUCCUCCCUCUGGACCCGCGGCAGCACCAAGCAGCUGCUCGCGCUCUCAGAGCCGUAAUUGCCCUCUCGACGGGCAGUCGGACUCUCAAGCCAGACCCCAGAGUCAGUUCCGCAGAGCAGACAGCGAAAGGGGCUGUGUCCCAAGGACCCCCUGGGGAGCCCCCUGCUGUGUUUGUCACUGGGGCAGGAAAGGCCCCGGUGCAUCCCUUGCCCCCGCCGUCUCCCAGGGACAGCCGCUCUGGCUGUGAAGGCGCCUCAGGCCCCAGCCUGAGAAGACACCCUCCUGGGGGAACCCUCGUCUGCUCUCAGGCCGGCGUAGGCGGCCCUCGCAGGACUUGGCGUCAGAGCCCCAGCGCUGACAAGGAGCCCCGCCCUGGAGCCCCACCCCGCACCUGCUCCCCGGGUCAGGGGAGGCCUCAGGAGGGCCUGGGAAGGUGGGGGGUCUGGGGUGCACAUGUCCCCUGGUCUCUCCACCUGGGGGUCCUUGAUCCACUCCCCAGCCUCCAGCCCACCCCCAUUGCCAUGGUCAUUCUCUUUUCUAAACAGCUUUGGCCUCGAAGGUGAACUAGAGUGUACCCGUGUGUGUGUGAUACGCGUGGGUGUGUCCCCCUUGGACGUCAGGGUUCUCCCCCAAACCAAACCCGUUACUAACUCAGUGCAUCCUCCUGGAGCUGAGCCGGAGAGACGAGCUCAGGCACGGGGCCUGAUGGCGGCCCCAGGUGGGCUCCAUCCAUUCCACCGCCUCCCUGACUGCUGGGGAGGGACGGGUGGACAGAGGCGGCAGUCACCCGUGUCAUGUGCCGAUGCCCCUUCCCGAGGACGGCAUCUCACAGAAUCCCAGACCGUGAGGGUGGCCUGCCGAGGGGAGGGGAGGGGAGGGGAGGGGACGCCCCCAGUCCAAAGCCAUGCUAUGCAAAUUGCUCUGGGUCAGGUAGCCAAUGAGGAUUGUCCCAGCACCUGGGGGCGUGGCCAUUCUCGGGGUGGCUGGCAGUGUCGGGUUUGGUGUGAUGUGAGCUGGAAUCCUCUGUUUGUGUUUGGUUUUGGAAAGUCCAUCCUCCAGUCGAAGUUCUAAGUGUGGAUGUGGGCAGGGGGCCCAGCCAGCUGUGGGCUCUCCCCUCUGAAGUCCUGAGGCCUCCUUGGGUCCCCAGGCCCUGGGCUCACCUCAGGGAUGGAUGUGCCGAACCUAGUAUCCUGAACACCAACCCCACCGACCCCUCGGGCACCAGGAGCCCCUGCCUCCCUCCAGCCAGAAGAGCGGGACGCAGGGAUCCGUCUCACCGCCUCCCUCCGGCCUCUCUCCCCUCUCCCCAGGCCUCUCCUCACUGCCAGGCCCCCGCUGCACUGUGCCCAUGUGCCCCAGGCUGAGGCGGCGGCAGCCAGCUGGGGGCAAGUCGACAGGGGGCUUCCCACCCCCAUCCCUGCUUCCAGGCAGCUGGACGGCUGUCCCUUGUCACCCCCAUCGCGCGCAGCCCCUGGAGGCCAGAAAAGCACGGGGUGCCCACACCCUCCCAGAUGCAUCCCAGAACUCCAUCCCGACCACGAGUGAGCGUCAGCUCAGCGGACAGUGUCAAAUGUCUCUCUCACGUAGCUGGUCGAUGCAGUGUGUCCAGACCAGGGCACACGGCUGUGGAGGCUGACUCAGCACUGGCAAAGUGCUCCUGGGAGUUCCUCUUCAGCUCCUCUAGGGAACUUUUGUCUUUGUGAGCAGGAGAGACGUGCGCUGUUGGGCAGAGCAGCAAGAACCGCCUGGCUUCGGUCAGCGGGCACCCCCAGCCCGGGGCCCCCGUGCCUGCCGGGGCUCAGCACCCCAGCUCCUGGCCAAGCAGGCCUUCUCUUCCCUGUGUCUUUCAGAACAUCCAAAGUGCUAGGCCUCCCCCCGCCAAAGCGUCAGGGCCAGUCGUCAGGCCCUCAGAGAUGCCUCAGUUUCCCUGGCGGGAGCACCGUGCACACACACGGUCCUCUGAGAUGACAACUCCGUUCUCUCCAGGGAAAAGCCAGGGAGGGGAGUCUCGAUGUUUGUCAGUGCUGAAAGGAGCGACACCAGAAAAGCAAGCAAAGUCUCCCACACGCAGCCCAUCACGGGGAACAGCCGCAAGCGACGCAGUGCACAAAAGACACGCCCUGCUCGAAGCGGCAGGACGGUGGGGACCACCUCUGUGUAUAACUGGAACGCGGUUCGCUUUUCCUUUCUCUCCUUUUUCCAUUCUGAUUUUUUUUUUUUUGCAUGUUUCUUUUUGAAAACGGACAUGAGCAGCAGCCCGCAUGACUGUGGCUGUCCUGGGAAAGAUACUGGAGUGUGAUGUGUCCACGCUGCACCUCUGAGCGUUGCGCACUUACACAAACGUUCCAACUGUUUUGUAAUUGUCAACAGCACAACUAUUUUGUAUUGUUGUUUGUAUCAUUUUGUACCAAAAAAAAAAAAAAAGGAAAAAAAAGGGAAGAGCGUUGAUGUUUUCAAUGUGUUUUUAGUGCCAGGCGGUCUUGGUUCCGAACUGAGUAGCGGCUUUGCGGAGUUGUUGUGUGCUGGAGCGGAGUCGGGGCACCGGCACGCUGCUCCGGAGGAGUCAAUAAAG